This is a messenger RNA of Colletotrichum truncatum, 1008 nucleotides long. RefSeq names its product inosine uridine-preferring nucleoside hydrolase. Lineage: Eukaryota; Fungi; Ascomycota; Sordariomycetes; Glomerellales; Glomerellaceae. The record is from RefSeq and is a predicted model, not a curated record. Gene Ontology annotation, molecular function: hydrolase activity, hydrolyzing N-glycosyl compounds.
AUGAACACAAUGCUACCCUCACCCAUCAAAAUCGCCUUGUGCGCACUCUUAGUGCAGCACACCUUUGCCCGUAAGAACAUCAUCGUCGACACUGAUAUUUUCAGUGACUGCGAUGACACCGGUGCUCUCUUGAUCGCCGCAACAUCUCCAGAUGUGAACCUUCUGGGCGUCAACGUCAACUAUCCUUCAACCUACUCAGUGACCGCAACCUCCGCCAUUCUCGCACACUACAACCAGUCCACCGUGCCCAUCGGCACCAGGCGCCCGUUGACAAACGAGAGCUUCUUCGACACUUUCGCAUAUGAUCUCGGCGAAUACGCGAGCAAGAUCUCGUACCAUUACUCUGGCGGUGCGCUUCCCUUUGGCAAGGCAGAGGAUGCGUGGGACGCCGUCUCUCUUUACCGCAAGAUUCUUGCUGAAGCGGAAGAACCCGUGACCAUUGCGUCGAUCGGAUUCUUUGAGAAUCUGUCAGGGUUGCUGAACUCCACCGCUGAUAAGUACUCUAACCUGACCGGGCCGGAGUUGAUCGCAAGCAAAGUGUCGGAGUUGGUGGUCAUGGGCGGCGGAUAUCCUUCCGGCCGCGAGUUCAACUUCUUCGGCGACAACCCGUUGGCUACGGCUCAUGUCAUGAAUAACUGGAAGGGCAGGGUCGUAUACUGCGGAACGGAAGUCGGGGGGACCGUACUUUCGGGCGCGAAGCUGUUGGCCGAGGGGCCGUUGAGCGAUCCGGUGCGACAGGCGUACAUUUACUACAACUUCCACCGACCUCGCGAGUCCUGGGACCCUCUUACCGUUCUGUACGCCAUUCAUGGUCUGGGAGAUAUUUUUGAGUAUGGCAACGAGUACGGCUACAACUACGUCUACGCGAACGGGUCGAAUGAGUGGGUGUAUGACUCUAGCGUUACGAAUCAGUUCUGGCUGAAUCUCAAGGUGGACAAUGUCACGGCGGCGGACGUCCUUGACAAGCUCUAUGUUGAGGGGGCUCUAGCAGCGGCAGAUGGAAUUUAG